UCAAGUCGCUUCAUAAAUGAGGAGCAGCUUGAAAAUUUGCCACACGCCAGAGCAAGGAUCUAGGAAAUUGUUAAUGCAAAGCCAUCCUCUCACUAUAUGAACAUUCAUUCUUUCUGUGAGCGGGGUCACCACUCCACAGAUCUCAGCUGUAAAAAGGCCUGGGUGCAUCAUCCGCUUACCUCCUUGGAGCUAUGCAAAUGGUUUCCAUGAAUUGGGUCAUAUGGCUAAUGCCAAUAGUCUUUUCGACAUUUGCUUCAGGAUUAUUUACUGUUGAGGUUGAUAGAAGCACAUAUAAAUCUGAAUUCAAAGGUGAUGUUGUGAUGGGAUGCAGAUUCCAAGUGUCAUCUACUACUCUAUCAGGAAUCAAAGUCGUCUGGCACUGGAUCCCCCCCAGGGGAGACGCUCGGGAAGUGUACCGCAUGGAGAAAGGAGUGGAGCAAUUAGUUACUCAGCACCAAGACUACCGGGGCAGAGCAAGACUUUUGACUGAUGAGAUACGGCAAGGCUGGGCAAAAAUACAGGUGUCCAAUCUCAGAAUAAGUGACAGUGGAAAAUAUCAGUGUUUUGUGCAAACUGAGGCUGGAGCAGAUUAUGAAACCUUAUCUUUAUCUGUAUUUGCUCCAUUUAAAAGCAUUGAUAAAAGAAUCAGUAAAAUAUCCGAAAGAGAAGUGAGACUGAUCUGCCAAUCAGAAGGCUACCCACAACCUGAAGUCACAUGGCAUAAUGGGCACCAAUUUGAAAUCAAACCCAUUACAACCAUUGAAACAACAGUAGACCAGCUUUUCAAAAUCACUACUCAAAUAAAUGUGACCACAUUGGAUAAAAACAACUACACAUGUAAUUUCAUGGACAACUCAGCAACCAUCCAAAUUCCAGAGGAUAUUCCAGUACCCACUGGAAAACACACUGUCCUCAUUGUGAUAUUGUGUUUAACUCUGCCUCUGGCUGGCAUUAUUUUGAUUUUUGUGGUGUACAAAUGUCAGCAAAAAGGGUUAAGAAGUACCAGCACCAGAAACCUUAUAGAUUCUUUGGGGAGGGCCUUUGCGUUGCCUGCCGUGAACCAAAAAGAUUCAAUCGAUGAUGAAGAAAAAACUAAAAUGAAUCAAAUUAACAUCAAUGGUUGUCUCAAGACUUUACUUACGGAUCAUUAUACAAAAUGGAUCCAAAACCUGCCGAGAGACCACAGGGAUAUAGAUGACCCACGCUUUACACUUUGCGACAUUGACGGACAGAGACUAAAUCUUCAUGAUCUAGUGCCUGCUAGCGGAGAAGCUCUAUUACUUGAGGGGCCGACAGGAAGUGGCAAGACAACCCUGAUUCAUAGGCUCAUCUUUUCAUGGACUCAAGAGCCUGUUUCUGACCUCACUGAUCUCAGCCAUCUUCAGCUGGUUGUUUGUGUUGAUGGGAGCAGAACAAACAGCAAUUUGAUAGAUGAAAUAACAACACAGUUAUCACUUUGUGAAAUGGUGACAGAGAAUGACCUGAGAAAUAUGCUGACCAUUGGAACUUUGUUGAUAGUGGACGGAUACAAAGAAGGAAAUCUUCUUUUUGACGAAUCACUGCAGAGGUUUUUGUUUGAUCGAAGGGGAUGCAGAGUCCUCAUUACAACCAGUCAAAAGCACUCUAAAGUCAAGGAAAUAGUCGGAGCAAGAGCAACAGUCACACUUCAAAUACAGAGGCAAAAAUACUGAUAAAAAUGAUUGGAUGGAUUCAUACCAGUGUUCAUUUUGUAGUAGAUUUUUAUGUUGUAAAUAACUGCAUAGUAAAUUAAACUUUUAGACUUUA
This is a messenger RNA of Boleophthalmus pectinirostris (great blue-spotted mudskipper), 1785 nucleotides long. RefSeq lists its product as uncharacterized. NCBI's taxonomy places the organism in Eukaryota, Metazoa, Chordata, Actinopteri, Gobiiformes, Gobiidae. The record is from RefSeq and is a predicted model, not a curated record. The transcript has 11 exons. Gene Ontology annotation, biological process: positive regulation of T cell proliferation; cellular response to lipopolysaccharide; negative regulation of T cell proliferation. The coding region runs from base 192 to 1691 and encodes 499 amino acids. Gene Ontology annotation, cellular component: external side of plasma membrane.